This is a messenger RNA of Gavialis gangeticus (Gharial), 1481 nucleotides long. It is a transcript of the gene NIPSNAP3A, whose product is annotated as nipsnap homolog 3A. Gene Ontology annotation, cellular component: mitochondrion. The coding region runs from base 85 to 684 and encodes 199 amino acids. The record is from RefSeq and is a predicted model, not a curated record. NCBI's taxonomy places the organism in Eukaryota, Metazoa, Chordata, Crocodylia, Gavialidae. The transcript has 5 exons.
GUAUUUGCAUCUCUUGCUACAGGGCCCAGGCAAAAUAAUGCCACGUUCUAUGAAAUACGUACCUAUGAUGUUAAACCAGCGAAGAUGAAAGAGUUUGUGGAAAUGGUCAAUAAAUACAUCCACCUUCGUGCAGCUCAUUCAGAGCUGAUAGGAUUCUGGACUGUGGAGUUUGGGGCAAUGAAUAAAGCCAUCCAUAUUUGGAAGUUUGAUAAUUUUGCUCACAGAGCAGCUGUUCGGAAAGCCAUAGCCAAUGAUAAAGAAUGGCAAGAAAAAUUCAUCUCUCCUGUUCUGCCCUUCUUGGAAAAACAGCACAAUGAAAUUGCAUACUUAGUACCCUGGUGUGAGCUUGGGAAGCCUCCGCAAGAAGGGGGGGUAUACGAGAUGGUUACAUUCCAGAUGAAACCUGGUGGACCAGCUGUGUGGGGCCAGGCAUUUAAAACUGCUAUCAGUGCUCACAUCAAUACAGGCUACACUAAGCUGAUCGGUGUUUUCCACACAGAAUAUGGGCUACUGAAUACAGUUCACGUUAUGUGGUGGAAUGAGAAUCCAGACAGCCGGGCAGCAGGAAGGCAUUAUGCGCAUGAGGAUGCCAGAGUGGUAGCAGCUGUGCGGGAAAGUGUCAGAUUCCUGGAGUCCCAGAGAAGUAUGCUCCUGAUUCCUUUGCCAUGUUCACCAUUGAAAUAGCUUUUACCAACUGCUGUAAUGACUGCAGAACAAAAUGCUGUAAGAAAGCAUUUCAAGAUUGAUCUCUGUGCUAAUGUAAUCUGGGCAAAUACUCUUCAGUUGACAGUUAUGUGGGCUAAUCCCUCCCAUUGUUAAAUAGUAAUUUUUUCUCUUCUUUUAUCUCUAGGCUGUCCAGGCUCCAAUAAAAAUUCAGCCUCUGCCCCACAUGGCAGAAAACCUUUCUGCAAACUCUUCCUACUGUCCGCUAAUCCUACAAUUUGUAUCCAAAGCUCACCACUGUGCUACUGAAAUUUUGACCCAAGGGCUGCAGCCAUCUGCACAGCAUGUUUUGCUGCAUCUUUCAAUGACUAACUAUGGGUCUAAGAAGCAGAAGUCCUAGGUGCCUUGCAACCCAGAUUGCAGUCAAGACCAUAAACCUUACUGGUGUGUCUACUUGUAUUCUUAAAAAAACAGAUUGCUGAGAUUAUAGCUGAGAAGUCUUGCAGUAAAGUUGGUUAAGUGGUGUUUUACAUGCAUGUUUAAGCAGUGUUCACCCUUUUUACCUCUUGAAAUACUGCUUUGCAGUCGCUGUCUCUUUCUGUUUUGGGUCCAGUGAAAUCUGUUCAGUUCCUCGUCAAUAAUGUAUUUCAUAGAUCAUGAAAACAUUUUAAUACUUAUUCAAUAUGCAUAAAUUGGUUAUGAAUUAAAAUAUAAGUGGUUCAUGUAUGCAUCGAAUCAAGGAUGAGACACAUGCCUACAUUUUUUCAAAAAUGAUUUGCUCCACUGUAACACUUUAAAACCUAAUAAAAUUGUAUACA